AUGGGAGGGGAUGAAGGUCACAAAGGCAAGGAGGCGGAGGUCGCGAUAUAUAAAGUGCCCCUCGGUCCCGUCGCGGCUACCUUGGGGCACCUAUCGCUAAACAGUACGGUACCAAACUUCUUUGGCGUCCGCCUGCUGCCGGCCAUCGUUGACUACGCCCACCGCUUCUUCACCUCGCGCUCCACUUUUCCAUUCAACCGCACGGCGAUGGCUUGUUGGCAGCAAGGAAAGCCAAUUGACAGUAGUGAACAGGUCCUUGACGUGCUCGUCGCGCCCCGCUAUCUAUCGCACGCCUAA
Molecule: messenger RNA, 297 nt
Organism: Plenodomus lingam JN3
Lineage: Eukaryota; Fungi; Ascomycota; Dothideomycetes; Pleosporales; Leptosphaeriaceae
Source: RefSeq, a predicted model, not a curated record